GAUAUAUUUUUUUCUGAUAAUGCGUUACCUAGUACCUUAGGUACCUAGGUACAUUAAAAACUUAUAUCAGUCAACUGUUACUAACAGGUUCUACACCACAAUCGUCCAAGAUGUCUGUCGUAUCUUUACUUGGCGUCAAUAUUUUGAACAACCCCGCCAAAUUCACCGACAACUAUGUCUUCGAGAUUACCUUUGAAUGUCUCGAGCAACUUGAGAAGGAUUUGGAGUGGAAGUUGACCUACGUCGGCUCUGCAACCUCUGAUCAGUACGAUCAAGAGCUCGACUCUCUCCUUGUCGGACCCAUCCCCGUCGGUGUCAACAAGUUCAUCUUCGAGGCCGAUGCCCCCAAGACUAACCGUAUUCCUGAUGCCGACAUUUUGGGAGUGACUGUGGUCCUCCUAACUUGCUCCUACGACGGCCGCGAGUUCGUUCGCGUUGGAUACUACGUCAACAAUGAGUACGAGACUGACGAGUUGAACGCUGACCCCCCUGCCAAACCCAUUGUCGAGAAGAUUCGUCGCAAUGUGUUAGCCGAUAAGCCGAGGGUCACGCGAUUUGCCAUCAAGUGGGAUUCCGAAGCAUCUGCUCCCCCUGAAUUCCCCCCUGAGCAACCCGAAGCCGAUCUCCAACCCGAUGACGAAGAGUAUGGAGCUGAAGAACUCGAAGAAGAAGCUGAGGAAGAGGGCGUCGAGGCUGCUGAGGCUGCUGGUGGAGCCAAUGCUGCCGCCGUAGCCGCCGAUGGAGACGCUGAAAUGGAAGGCGUUGAGGAGAACGGAGAGCAGGCUGAAGAGGAUGAGAUGUCCGAAGAGGGCAGCGUCGAUCUCGAGAAUGAAAGCGAGGACGACCUUGAGGAAGAAGUUGAGGGUGAAGUUGUCGAAGGCGGUGACGAUGCCAUGGAGGUUGACGAGAAGCCAGUUGGUGACUCAUCCAAGCCUCACGAGGUCAUGGCUCAUUAACCAUCGUUUGGUCUUCGGUUGGAGGUUGAUUUCAAUAGCCUAUCAUCAGGCUUUUUCUGCAUGCAGUUGUGGUUGAUGUUCCGUACGAAGUUAUGAAAAAAAGCCUUGAUAUGAGUGUUAAUUGGCUUAUGGUAGGAGUAUGAGUCAUUUGGUAAUGAAAGGCCACACACAUGGCUUAUAAACACUUCACUUCCUGUUCCAUAACACGGAUGCAUAUGGUUUAUGCCCCCAAAUUCAUGGCCUCUUUGGUAACAUAAAGGGUGACAUGAACAGAAAAGAAAUCAAGUUUAUCUUGUUUGUUUUUAUCUGUGGCCCUGAUGAGACUUCCUGUUCCAUUCGCACUCUCUAUUUAAUAUUGAUGGGGGCUAAUUGUUAGUAGUUCUCGCUUAUUAGCAUAUGUGAAAGCACUUUGACCAAAUCGCCAAUGUGCUACUUAAUGAAGAUGAUGCUUUGAGGAAUCCAGCAACUCUU
This is a messenger RNA of Daldinia caldariorum, 1427 nucleotides long. RefSeq names its product histone deposition protein Asf1. The record is from RefSeq and is a predicted model, not a curated record. Gene Ontology annotation, cellular component: nucleus. Gene Ontology annotation, molecular function: histone binding. Bases 111 to 956 code for a protein of 281 amino acids. Lineage: Eukaryota; Fungi; Ascomycota; Sordariomycetes; Xylariales; Hypoxylaceae. The transcript is spliced from 5 exons. Gene Ontology annotation, biological process: nucleosome disassembly; DNA replication-dependent chromatin assembly; nucleosome assembly.